Messenger RNA from Callorhinchus milii (elephant shark), 3050 nucleotides. It is a transcript of the gene hsd17b7, whose product is annotated as hydroxysteroid (17-beta) dehydrogenase 7. The record is from RefSeq and is a predicted model, not a curated record. The transcript has 9 exons. Lineage: Eukaryota; Metazoa; Chordata; Chondrichthyes; Chimaeriformes; Callorhinchidae. Gene Ontology annotation, biological process: cholesterol biosynthetic process. Gene Ontology annotation, cellular component: endoplasmic reticulum membrane. Gene Ontology annotation, molecular function: 3-beta-hydroxysteroid 3-dehydrogenase (NADP+) activity; 5-alpha-androstane-3-beta,17-beta-diol dehydrogenase (NADP+) activity; estradiol 17-beta-dehydrogenase [NAD(P)+] activity. The coding region runs from base 395 to 1288 and encodes 297 amino acids.
GCGGAUCCCAGCACCUUGGCAACGAUCACCCGGAAGGUUGUUCUCGUAACCGGAGCCAACAGGUGACUUUAGAGACAGGGUGUGGUGCAGGUAAUGUCCCAGGUCCCUGGGUCACUGCACAUUCAAGCUUCAUGUCCAUUCCAAUGUCCGGGGAGCAAGAUGGUCGAUGGCUGAAGUGGGUAUUGUGGAAGGAUGAGGUCAAAUGGGCAGAAAGGAUCUUCUUCAUCCCAAUGCUCCUGUUUGGAAGAACCUAAUAUGCUUUCAGUGAAGAACUAGAGAUAUAAUAAAGGAGUAAUUUGCAGGGGUACGGGGAAAGAGCGGCAUUGGCCUGGCUCUUUGUGAGCGCCUGCUGGCCGAGGAUGGAGAGAUACACUUGUGCUUGGCCUGUCGGAACAUGCAGCGAGCGGAGGCUGCCAAGGCAGCGCUUCUCCUGUCACAUCCUGGCUCUGACAUUAACCUGCUGAGGGUGGAUGUCGGGAAUAUAAAAUCCGUGAUCGAAGCAGCGCAGGAGAUAAUGCAGAGGUAUCAGCGUUUGGAUUAUCUGUACCUGAAUGCUGGGAUUAUGCCCAAUCCUCGCAUCAAUUUGAAAGCCUUCAUCAAUGGUCUGUUUUCCAGCAAAGUUAUCAGUAUGUUUGCCACAGGGGAAGGAUUACUUACCCAGGAAGACUGGGUCACAGAUGAUGGACUGCAGCAGGUCUUCAUGACCAACGUCUUUGGACAUUUUUUGCUGAUACGUGGCCUAGAACCUUUAUUGGGUCAGCCUGGGUGUCCGUCGCAAGUAAUUUGGACAUCUUCCAACAACGCAAGGAAAUCUGCCUUCAGUCUAACUGACUACCAGCAUGGUCAUGGCCAGGAAUCCUACAGUUCAUCCAAAUAUGCAACUGAUCUGCUCAGUGUAGCCUUGAACAAACACUACAAUAGCCAGGGCCUGUUUUCCAGUGUGAUAUGUCCAGGCCUCGUGUUGACUAAUUUGACCUACGGCAUCCUACAUCCAUUCAUCUGGACUUUACUUAUGCCCAUUAUGUGGCUGAUUCGAGUCUUCACAAACUCAUUCACCCUCAAUACCCAGAAUGGAACAGAGGCACUGGUUUGGUUGUUCAAACAGAAACCAGAGUCAUUGGACCCCUUGGUGAAGUACCACAGCUGCACAUCUGGAUUCGGGAAUAAUUAUGUAGUCCCAAGGAAGAUGGACCUUGACAUUGAAACAGCUGAAGCAUUUUAUAAGAAAUUGUUAGAACUGGAACAAAACACGAAGAAAAAUGAUGGCGUGACUGAAAACUACAGAUAGCUUAUUAAAAUACAAUAUCAAUAGUUUAUUCAACAAGCUCUCUUUGUGAAACAUACUGUUGCAAAGCUGAAGUUUAUCUUAAGAUGACAUUACAUAUGUCUAAGCACUGGUAUAAACUUUUUGACUCUGGGAUCAAUUUUCCCUUGAUUUAAAAAUAGCUAAAAUAUUUCAAGAUAAAAGAGUAUUUUAUUGUAAAGCUUUAUUGCUGUUAGUAGGUAGCAUUAUUCCACUGCAGUGGCAGAAUUGCUGUACAUAAGUGCUAUUGAGAUUUAUUUCUCAGUAACAAAUCAUGUUUUACUAUAUGUCUCAACCACAUUCUUGGGAUGAGAUCAGUUUGUCCUGUACUUGUCUGUGAGAUGACUAUUGAUUCAGCAUCUCCAAUCAAGUGCUUUCUUGUGGAUUUUAGAUGUUGCAAACUAAAAUGUACAAAUAGACUAAACCUCAUAAAUGCAUGUAAACUUUCCUUAUGCUGGAAGCGUGUUUUCAGUAUUCAUGGUGCACCAAAGUAUAACAAACUUUAAAUUCCACUGUGUUUGUGGAUAGUCUCCGGUGACCCACACAAAGAGAGGAGAUAAACAGACAGUUCUCUCCUAACCCAUAUUAACACGGGUCAAUCUUUUAUAAUGAUUAUGUUAUAAAAUGUAAAUAAUUUACCUUGUUGAGUCCACCUAUAUGUGUAGUCUUUAGAGGUGGGCGGCAGACGGGGAGUAGCUGAACGAUGGUCAAAGGGAUUAUCCUUUGUUUUUUCUGAAGUAUUUUACUUCAGGUUGUCUACCGGGUUAGUCAAUUUAUUUCCAGCAGAUUGACGAUCGCAGCCAAAUGUGCUCUUUCUACAUCAAGUCAACAGGAGGAGCCCUAAAUUUUCUCUUACCUAACCCAAGGUAUAGGGUAAAUUAUCUUGCUCCCUACUGCCUCCCCGGCUGUAAUGGAUUUGCAGAGUGCUCGUGCUUGUAGUUUAUUAUUUUAAAAGGUUUGGUGAACAAUUCCAACUUCUUUUCAGUGUAGAUCAAAUUCAAUAACUCUGAAUUUGGCCUCACUUGGCAGCUGCACAUUACACAUUAAUUUCAAGGACGUCAAAUCACAGGCGUUUUUUCUCUUAUACACUGAAGUUAAUGUGUUGAGAAAUUAGGACAACAAAUCAUUGGUGCUCAGUAACUUCAAUUGUUUCGGCAGUAAGACUAAACCAUGUUGUAAACAUCAGGAAACGAUUGCACAAAGAAGCAGAGUUGGACGAGCUUUGUUGUACAAAACACAUCCUAACUACCAUUUCAUUUGCUGUAAUUUGAUUCCCUUUCAGCAAUUUACUAAUCUGGUUUAACUGUAAUUUAUUUCAGACUAAAUAAAGCAAAUGCAGCAACGUUUUUAUUUAGAAAUACACUAUUGAAUACUACAGUUCAUUCUACAGUCAAUCCUGUGAAGCACUUUAAGAGGUUUUGACGAGUGUACAAAAACACCACGUCAAUUGCAAGGAUUAUUAUUCUAGCCAAAUAGGAACAGCUCCAGGCUGUAUAUCUUUCACAUAACAGGUGUCAUCAAAGUGUUGGAGGAAGGAAGCAGUCCAAAAACGAGAGUGUCUGCAAAGCAGUAAAACUAGUAUUAUUUUGUGAUUGAUAGUAAAAUGUCUUUCUUCAUUCCAUUAAAGACAGCUUCCCCGAUCCUGUUAUGUUUUGCUCCUGCUCCCUUCCUGGUUGAGGGAGAAUAUUUCUUACUACAGUAAUAAAAGUAACAUUUUCCAACAUAAUGAAAGUGAAACCACUGUAAA